GUCUGCGCCGGAGCGACAACCACAGCAGUUCAUAGCGGACCGUUCUGCACGACGCACCAUCGUCCCUCAGAACGCCGUUACAUCUCGCGCACGACGCGCAUGCCACACACUGACUGGAGCAGCACCACCAUCAGUCAUAUCACGAUUAAAUAACAUACAUAGUAUAAAUAGCGUGCAACACAUAACUUCGGCAUCACCUCCACCGGCUAAUAACUACAGAAAUCAUUCGUAGCCACGGCACCCAAACACUUGCACACAGACAGUCACUGCACUGCAGCACAGCACGAACAGGGCUACCCAAGACCGACGCAUCAUUAUGUCGCAUCAUUUCGCCGCCGUCGGAGACGGAGUGCCUAUGAAAUCGACGGUCGGGGUGGGUAUACCUGUCUCGGCCGAAGAUAUAAUUCUCCAGACAUUCGACAAUGAUGACAGAAAACUGCAGGUGUGCGGGUCUAUGCGUCCAAUUAUUACAGAAUUAGACAAUGGUAAGAAAGGAGCUAUUCGAACAGAUGUUGCAGAUCUUGUUCUCGUAAAGUACAAAUGUUCAUCAAAUGGUGUACCGGUAACCCAAACCAAUGGAUCUACUCUUCCAUUGGUAUCAAGCACCAGCAAAGAUGCCGAACUCGGUGGUUACAAUCCAUUUGACCAUCGAACAAUCCAACAUCCUACUACAGAUAUGGAAACCUUUAUUCAUCUGUUAAAAGGAAGUCUGGGUACAGGAAUAUUAGCUAUGCCCUUAGCAUUUCUUAAUGCUGGUUUGUUAUUUGGGCUUGUUGCUACUGCUACUAUUGGGUUCGUUUGUACAUAUUGUGUCCAUAUAUUGGUUAAAUGUUCCCAUAAGUUAUGUCGUAGAAUGCAAGUACCUGCAUUAGGUUUUGCUGACGUCGCCGAAAUUGCUUUUCUUGCAGGACCUCCAGCUUUUCAAAAAUUUUCUGGACUUUUUAGAGGCCUCGUUAAUACGUUCCUAACAAUUGAUUUACUUGGUUGUUGCUGUGUUUAUAUUGUAUUUGUUUCACAAAACUUAAAACAGGUGAUGGACAUCUACGUUUUUGAAAUGAACGUCAGAUGGUACAUGAUACUACUCUUACCAUUAGUUAUUGUUAUGAAUCUUAUUCGAAAUUUAAAAUACUUGGCACCAUUCUCCAUGAUUGCCAACUUUUUGGUUGGUAUUUGUAUGUGUAUUACCUUCUGGUAUGUAUUCCAAGACGUACCAUCAGCAAAAUCACUACCGUACAUGGCUGAUUGGCAUCAAUGGCCACUAUUCUUUGGUACUGCUAUCUUUGCUUUGGAAGGAAUUGGUGUUGUGAUGCCAUUAGAGAACAAUAUGAAAACACCUCAACACUUCAUAGGAUGUCCCAGUGUACUCAACAUCGGUAUGGCCAUAGUAGUAGUGUUGUAUUCAACCGUGGGGCUCUUUGGCUACAUGAAAUAUGGCAAAGAUACUCAAGCUAGUAUUACAUUAAAUCUUCCUCAGGAUGAAAUAUUAGCUCAAUCCGUGAAGGUUAUGAUAGCUGUUGCCAUAUUUCUCACGUACAGCUUACAAUUCUACGUGCCAUUUGAAAUUGUAUGGAAAUCUACUAAACAUAGAUUUACAUCUCAUCCAGUAAUUUUCGAAUACUUGCUCAGAAUUUUGUUAGUCAUAGGCACUGUUGGCCUUGCAAUUGCCAUUCCAAAUCUUGGGCCAUUCAUAUCACUGGUCGGAGCACUGUGUCUGUCGUUCUUGGGUUUGAUAAUACCGAGCUGUAUAGAUCUUGUAACAUGUUGGGAAGAUCCAGGAAUGGGUACUUUAUAUUGGCGACUAUGGAAGAACUUGGCCAUCAUUGCUUUUGGUAUACUAGGAUUAGUCACGGGUGUCUAUUGUAGCUUAAUUGAUAUCAUGAAAGAGUUGAGCCAUUGAGCACAAACAAAGAAAUUUAUCAUGAUUAUACUAAAUGACGGCAGCGACAUAACAAUUCUGACAGAACAGCAAUAUUAGCGUUGUCAACUACAUCUUAGAGUCCAGUAAUGAUUUUUACAAAAUGAAAAAAAAAAAUGACAAUAAUUACUAUUUUGUACUGAUAUACUACUAGGGUGCAACAGAGAAUUUGAAAAAAUAAUUAUCGACUUAGGUUAUGUCUUAUAAAUUUAAAAACUGUUCAAAGUAAUUUAACAACACUACCCGUAAAGUAGUGAUUCUAUAAAUUAAUUUUAAACUUUUGAACUCAUAAAAAAUUUUCAGAUAUCUUCGUUGCUCAAUAUUUAAUUCAGUUAGUAUUUAUCGUAUAAUAUGUGUUAGAUAUCAUAUUAUUGUAAAUUAAAAAGAUAGUAGAAUAGCUGGUUUACCAAAUUCCUAAAAAAAACCUCAAUUUUUUAUUUGGCAUAACAUAAAACAAGUCAGUCUUUUUUUUUUUAUUAAUAUUAAAACUUCAUUCAACCGUAUCUAAUUUAAUAUACAACACUAUACUUACCGUAUUAUUUAUCAUUAACAAAAUACAUUAUAUUUUUCACUUCAUUGGUAUGUUAAAUAUGUUAAGUUAUUAUUGAAAAUUUUGUUGUAACAUUUAUAAAUUAUACUUUUAUUUUAAAUAAUGGAAUAAUAAUUUUUUCGAUAGCAUUACAUAAUUCUAUAGGUAAUUUUAAAAAUAAAUAAAAAACUUCGUUUUACUAUAAAAAUAGUGAUUAUAAAACUAACUGAAUUUAUUUUGUUCGGGGCAAUAAAAUGUCAUAGUAAAGACGAGACGAUUUUUUUUAUCAAUUUAAUUUUGUACUAGAGCAUAAUUUGAUGUGUUAAAUAAUAAUUUCAAAAAAAAAAAAUUACGUAUAACUAUAAAGUAUCGUCAAACAAGGAAAAAUGUUCAUUUGAUAUUUUUCGAAAACAGUUUUUAACAAAUAAAACUUUUAUUCUUUGUAAUGUGUUAUUUUACAACAACUACAUGUAAGUAAGUAAGAUACACAUAAUAAACUUUUGCAAACGAAAAAUCCCAAAAAGUAUUUAAUGUAUUUAUUUAAUACUAGUUAAUAAUUGACCGUCCAUAAAAUGAUAACUAUAAAAAUAAUUAGUUGUUGAGAAAAAAUAUUAAUGUGAGCGAAAAUUCUCUUGUUGAUAAAAAAAAAUCACAAUCUACUUAAACAAAAAUACAUUAUAAUUAUCAAUAGUGUACAUCAAUAUUUGUCUGUAAAAUUGAUUUGAUUUAUAGCCAUAGGUAGUAAACUAAAAUGAAAAAAUUGUGAUGUAGUUUUUAAAAAAAUGUAAUUGUGAAAAUAUAUAAUAUUAUUUUAUUAUUGUCGAUAAUAACAUUAAGUUAAUUGGUCAAUGUAAGUAAUGUAUAAUAAAUUAUUUUUAGACUGAAAUAUUACAAUUCAUAUCCGCCAUUGUUGUUGAUUUUAGUGAUCUAGCGUAUCUGAAUAUUCUUGUAUUUUAUUACGAAUAAUAGAUACUUUUGUUAAUGUAAAACUCUAAGUGGCUACUCUUUAGAAAAGUGUUCAAUAUUUACGUAUUCAAAAUAAUGUACUGUGUAUUCGAUUGAUGUACAGAUUACUUUAAAAUCUUCGACUGUUCGAGCAUUUUUUAAUAGAUCAGUGCAGUGAUAACGAGAAUCGGUUAAAAUUAUACCAUCUCUUUUAUGGAUUCAUUAAUAUUUCUAUUAUUUUUUUAUAAAAGAUAAAUUAUAUUUUUAUGAUAAUUAUUUUGAUUUACGAUAUGUAUUAAUAUAUUAGAAGAUAUAAUUAUAUAUUUCUAUGUACAAGUAUAAGCCUAUACAGGCCCGUACUGGCUUCAAUCAGAGGGCGCGGGAAUACAAUUAUGAAACAAACCCAACCAAUUUACUAUGUGAGGCAUAGGGAGCACUGGGAAACUUCCGAAACCUAAAAUCCCAACGGGCCUGAACCUGUAUAGAUCGAUAUAGUUGUAUCUGUAAUUAUAUUAUUUACAGUAUUCACUUGUUAGUUACCGGUGUCUUUAUUUCUACUUUUUGUAUGAUUAUACUUAUGAAUUGAACUUCAAUGAUCAUAUACUAUUAAUUGAAUCCCUAUAUAUUUUUUAAUAACUUUUAUUUAUAGCCACAACUUUUUCUAAUAUUAGACUUAUAAAAAAUACACACAGUAUUGAUUUAUUUCGUAUGCGCCGACACUGUAAAGGUCACGCUACGAUCAAUUGAAUUGUUGUAUGGAAAAUGUUUGGUUAGUAUUUUUCACUUUCAGUUGAAGUUAAAAAAUAUAUUCGAGUUCAUUGGUGGCGGAAACUAUUUUUUAAUUUUUGAAGAAUUAAAACAUACUAUAAUACUUUCAAAUAAAUUAAUUGAUCAGAUAAAUGUUUUUAAUCAAUGCAUCAAUCAUUUUGAGAUCAUAAAACACUCACAUAAUAAAAUGUACUAAAGGAUGUUAUCACAACUCCUUAUUUUUAUCAUACAAAAUAAAAUAAAAAUAGUGAUAUCGUUUGCUACUACUUGAGAUAUUUUUUUGUUUUACUUUUAUGUUGAGCUAUCAUCUAUUUUUAAACUAAAAUGUCAUUAUUAUAUUUUAUAAAUGUGUUUUCUUUUUAAGAAUUUUUUUAUUUAUUUGAUGAACGAAAAUAGUUUUUUAAUUAUUAAAUAAACAUAUAUUACUAUAAUCAUACAUUUAUAAUAAAGGUAUACCCGUGGAAGACCCAUGAAAUUAAAUAGAAUUUUGUUAUGUUGGAAUAAACAUCCUGUACGUCAAACAAUAAUACUAAUCCUUAUAUUCAUUUAAAUACAUUUUUACUAAUUUUUAUUUUUUGUAUUAUUAUUUAUCAGAUAUAAAU
Molecule: messenger RNA, 4759 nt
Organism: Daktulosphaira vitifoliae (grape phylloxera)
Lineage: Eukaryota; Metazoa; Arthropoda; Insecta; Hemiptera; Phylloxeridae
Product: proton-coupled amino acid transporter-like protein pathetic
Exons: 12
Coding region: 317-1897 (526 amino acids)
Biological process (GO): amino acid transmembrane transport
Cellular component (GO): vacuolar membrane
Molecular function (GO): amino acid transmembrane transporter activity
Source: RefSeq, a predicted model, not a curated record